Messenger RNA from Meloidogyne enterolobii, 348 nucleotides. NCBI's taxonomy places the organism in Eukaryota, Metazoa, Nematoda, Chromadorea, Rhabditida, Meloidogynidae. The record is from the annotation of a GenBank genome assembly.
AUGUCGGGGUUGACUUUUGGGGUGGUGGACGAGGACUACCCUAUUUUUUUACUUUUUUUACUUCUCUUCCAGGUUGAUGUCACAAAAAUUGAUAAUUUGGCAAAUAAUGGACAUCUAAUCGGCGAGUUACGCUUAAAACCGCUAUCUAAAACAACCUUUUUGGGGUAUGGACCCGAUUUUGUUGCUGGACAGGAAUGGAUAAGUACAGGGUAUUUUUUGGAAAUUUCUUGCUCUUAUUGGCAAUCCCGGAGAAUUGGGGUCCCUGCGAAAAAAAAGUUUAAAAAUAAGAAAAAGGAUUUUUCUAGGGUAAAAAAACAUGCUGAUUACGAAUCCGAGCUCAGAUUUUGA